This is a messenger RNA of Elephantulus edwardii (Cape elephant shrew), 2453 nucleotides long. RefSeq names its product fibroblast growth factor receptor 4 (gene FGFR4). Gene Ontology annotation, molecular function: fibroblast growth factor receptor activity; ATP binding; fibroblast growth factor binding. Bases 9 to 2453 code for a protein of 814 amino acids. Gene Ontology annotation, cellular component: membrane; signaling receptor complex. The transcript has 17 exons. Lineage: Eukaryota; Metazoa; Chordata; Mammalia; Macroscelidea; Macroscelididae. Gene Ontology annotation, biological process: fibroblast growth factor receptor signaling pathway; positive regulation of ERK1 and ERK2 cascade; positive regulation of cell population proliferation. The record is from RefSeq and is a predicted model, not a curated record.
GACAGUCGAUGGGACGCCCAGCCUGGGUCCAAGUGUCCAGCAGGAAGGAGAUGUGGCUGCUGUUGGUCCUAUUGGGGGUCCUGCUGGGGGUGCCAAGGGUCCCAGCCUUGUCUCUUGAGACCUCUGAGGAAAUAGAGCUAGAGCCCUGCCUGACCCCCAGCCCAGACCAGCAGGAGCAAGAGUUGACCAUGGCCCUGGGACAGCGUGUGCGGCUCUGCUGUGGACGGGCUGAGCGUGGUGUCCACUGGUACAAGGAGGGCAGCCGCCUUGCAGCUGUGGGCCGGGUACGGGGAUUAAGGGGCCACUUGGAGAUUGCCAGCUUCCUGCCUGAGGAUGCUGGCCACUACCUUUGCCUGGCGCGAGGCUCCAUGCUUGUCCUGCACAAUCUCACCUUGGUUGUGGCUGACUCCUUGACCUCCAGUAGUGAUGAUGAGGACACCAAGACACGCAGGAGCCCCUCAAAUGGGUACAUUUACCACCAAGCACCCUACUGGACACACCCCCAGCGCAUGGAGAAGAAACUGCAUGCAGUGCCUGCAGGGAACACAGUCAAGUUCCGCUGUCCAGCUGCAGGCAACCCAAUGCCCACUAUCCGCUGGCUCAAGGAUGGUCAGGACUUCCAUGGGGAGCAUCGCAUUGGAGGCAUUCGGCUGCGCCACCAGCACUGGAGCCUGGUGAUGGAGAGUGUGGUGCCCUCAGACCGUGGCAAGUAUACCUGCCUCGUGGAGAACUCUGUGGGCAGCAUCCACUACAGCUACCAGCUGGAUGUGCUGGAGAGGUCCCCGCACCGGCCCAUCCUGCAGGCGGGACUCCCGGCCAACACCACAGCUGUGGCGGGCAGCGAUGUGGAACUGCUGUGCAAGGUGUACAGUGACGCCCAGCCUCACAUCCAGUGGCUAAAGCACAUUGUCAUCAACGGUAGCAGCUUCGGUGCUGAUGGCUUCCCCUAUGUGCAAGUCCUAAAGACAGCAGACAUCAAUAGUUCGGAGGUGGAGGUCCUAUACCUGCGGAACGUAUCAGCUGAGGAUGCAGGCGAAUACACCUGCCUGGCAGGCAAUUCCAUUGGCCUCUCCUACCAGUCGGCCUGGCUCACAGUGCUGCCAGAGGAAGACCUCACGUGGGCUGCAGCGGUAUCUGAGAGCAGGUACACAGACAUCAUCCUGUAUGCCUCGGGCUCUCUGGCACUGGCCGUGCUCCUGUUGCUGGCCGGGCUGUACCGUGGGCAGGCGCUCCACAGCCGGCACCCCCGGCAGCCUGCCACCGUGCAGAAGCUGUCCCGCUUCCCUCUAGCCCGACAGUUCUCUCUGGAGUCUGGUUCCUCGGGCAAGUCCAACUCAUCCCUGGUGCGGGGUGUCCGGCUCUCCUCCAGUGGGCCCCCUUUGCUUGCUGGCCUUGUGAAUCUCGACCUACCUCUUGACCCACUGUGGGAGUUCCCCCGGGACAGGCUGGUGCUCGGGAAGCCCUUGGGUGAGGGGUGCUUUGGGCAGGUGGUGCGGGCCGAGGCCUUUGGUAUGGACCCCUCCCAGCCUGACCAGUCCAGCACCGUGGCUGUCAAGAUGCUCAAGGACAAUGCUUCUGACAAGGACCUGGCUGACCUGGUCUCGGAAAUGGAAGUUAUGAAGCUCAUUGGCCGACACAAGAACAUCAUCAACCUAUUGGGAGUCUGCACCCAGGAAGGGCCCCUGUAUGUGAUUGUGGAGUGUGCUGCUAAGGGCAAUCUACGCGAGUUCCUGCGGGCCCGGCGCCCCCCAGGCCCUGACAUCAGCCCUGACGGGCCCCGGAGCAGCGAGGGGCCCCUCUCAUUCCCUGCACUUGUCUCUUGCGCCUACCAGGUGGCACGGGGCAUGCAGUAUCUGGAGUCAAGGAAGUGCAUCCACCGGGACCUGGCUGCCCGUAACGUGCUGGUAACAGAGGACAAUGUGAUGAAGAUCGCUGACUUUGGGCUGGCCCGAGGUGUCCACCACAUUGACUAUUACAAGAAAACCAGCAAUGGUCGCCUGCCAGUCAAGUGGAUGGCACCAGAGGCCUUGUUUGACCGAGUGUACACUCACCAGAGUGACGUGUGGUCAUUUGGGAUCCUGCUGUGGGAGAUCUUCACACUCGGAGGCUCCCCCUACCCUGGCAUCCCUGUGGAGGAGCUGUUCUCAUUGCUGCGGGAAGGGCAUCGCAUGGACCGACCCCCACAAUGCCCUCCAGAGCUGUACGGGAUGAUGCGUGAGUGCUGGCAUGCAGCGCCCUCCCAGAGGCCCACUUUCAAACAGCUGGUGGAAGCACUGGACAAGGUCCUGCUGGCUGUCUCUGAGGAGUACCUUGACCUCCGCUUGACCUUUGGGCCCUACUCUCCUGAUGGUGGGGACGCCAGCAGCACCUGCUCUUCCAGCGACUCUGUCUUCAGCCAUGACCCCCUACUGCUGGGGUCCAACUCAUUCCCCUUUCCUGGGGCACAAACAUGA